Messenger RNA from Manihot esculenta (cassava), 1188 nucleotides. RefSeq lists its product as uncharacterized. Lineage: Eukaryota; Viridiplantae; Streptophyta; Magnoliopsida; Malpighiales; Euphorbiaceae. The record is from RefSeq and is a predicted model, not a curated record. The coding region runs from base 1 to 1188 and encodes 395 amino acids. The transcript is spliced from 3 exons. Gene Ontology annotation, molecular function: nucleic acid binding; RNA-DNA hybrid ribonuclease activity.
AUGACUCGAUAUUGGUGGAGUAAGGGUGCUGAUCAAAAUCGUGGUAUUCACUGGCUGGGUUGGCAUAGAAUGGCGAAGCACAGACUGGACGACGGGUUAGGAUUUAAAUCGCUCAAUGAGUUUAACUUAGCCAUGCUUGGUAAGCAGGGUUGGAAUAUUAUUACCAGGCCUCAUUCUUUAGUGACCCGCGUUCUUAAGACUCGUUAUUUUCCGACAACGUCUUUUUUUGAAACUUCUUUGGGCCACAAUCCUAGCUUUUUCUGGCGUAGUAUAUUGGCGUUUCGAAAUCUAGUUAAAGCUGGUGCUUAUUGGAGAAUUGGGAAUGGCAGGUCAGUUUCUAUUUGGUCUCACCCUUGGUUGAAAAAGGCGCUCGACUCAUUGGUUUCUACACCCCCUCCUCCGAAUUGUACUCUUUCUGUUGUUGCAGAUCUUAUGAUCAGCCAUAGAUGGAAUGAGAGUUUAAUAGCUCAGUUGUUCAAUGACAGAGAUAGGAGUUGUAUUUUGAACAUCUCUCUAAGUCUUUCUUCGCACCCAGAUGUUUGUUGCUGGUUGAGUUUGCCUUUCGGUUGGCCUGCAUUCUCCGCUGCCUCUCUUAGGGAGUGGUUCUCUUUAGCCUUCAUUACUGCUUCUACGGAGAAUGCUUCCCUGAUUCUAAUGAUAUAUUGGGCUUUGUGGCAUAACAGAAAUAAUGUUGUUUGGAAAGCUCAGGGUCGAACUGCGAGUGGUGGUUGGAUUAAGGUUAAUAUUGAUGCCUCUUUAAACUCGCAACGAAGUUCAUUAGGUUUCGGCUGUGUAGUCCGAGAUGCUAAUGGUAGAUUUAUGGUAGCUAAAGCAGGCUGUUUUUACAGUCAGAUGGAGGUUAAGUGUGCUGAGACAAUUGCUUUUCGAGAGGCGUUGAGCUGGAUUAAAGAGUGCGGAUGUGAUCGAGUUCUUUUCGAAUCGGAUGCUCAGAUUCUUGUUGUGUCCAUUAACAAUGUUUCGUUAGAUAAUUUAUCACCUUUUGGUCUUUUGGUUCAAGAUUGUAAAUUACUUCUAUCCAGUUAUGAAGAAGCAAGAUAUGGUUUUAUUCAUAGGUCUGCGAAUAAUGUGGCUUAUGUUCUAAUAACAUCGGCUCAUUCUGAAUCAGGUCAAGGAGUUUGGGUUAAUAUCCCUCCUCCUCAUAUAGUUUCUUUGAUCGUUUUGAGUUAA